AACCUCGUAGGUGCAGAUCACAAGUCAGUAGCCGGGGUCCCAGAUCGGUAUACAAAAUAACCACGAAAACCUGAAAAUGCCAACACAUUUUGGACCGCGACUGGGAAGGCUGCGCUCUUUUCCCAUUCGCAAAAAGGCAAAAUUGCAUAAGAUGGCCGGUACAGCGGCUUCGAUAGCAACUGCAGCCAGCAAGUCAGGGGACAUCACUUGGGUAUGCUCACAGGGGCGCGGAAAUAGGGGGAUCCUGAAAUGGGUGGGUGAAGAUCAAGGGGUAGUGAAUUCUGUGAAAAAAGGCUACUCCUGAUGGCAACUUAAGCAACUUCUUCAGACCUUUGUGCAUAUUUUCAAUUGGAAAACUAAGCCAAGAAUGUAGAUAUUAUCAUUAAGUCCUUUAUCCCUUUUUCUAAAUGUAUGCACGCACGAAAAACAUAUGUCUUUGGAAUGCAUAGAAAGCACUCGAGCAUUGAGUUGCAUCAUAAAAUUGUAUACCCAUAUUUCAAUGAAUAAAAUUAUCAUUACCAUCCAGGCAUUGGCGAUCUCUUUGCCUUGUAAAGUGCUAUGAACCAUCGGCAAGCCAUGAGUUGGCAGCUUGACCAAAGGGCGGCCAGGUGAGCCGGACUUUUAGUUCAGCUAACUGCGAAAGCGCUUGUGCCGCAAGUGGCAAUAUCAAGUCCAAAACUUACAUAAUCGGCCAGAAACGAGCGGCGUCGGUCGCCACUGCCGGUUAUCCAAUGAAAAGCAAAGAUCAGGGAUCUUUUUGCAGCCAUGACGCUGGAAAAUGCAUGUACAUAUAUCUGCGGUAUAGUUUUCCUCCUCGGGGCACGCGACACCUAGGAAAUGGCAGUCACAUGACAACUGAGUUUUGCCACGGCAGACAAACAGAUAUCUUCGAGUACCAGCACUCGUCAGUCGCCGAGAAAUCUUAUAAAAUCGAUCAAAAUAUGAUUUUAUACAAAGGCACUUUAAAAAACUAUAUAUUUAGCAUAAUACGAAUGUGCGAAAAUUGUAUUAAAACCCAUCUAAGAAACCACACAAAUUGAUUGCCAUUGUGUAGGCAAAUCUGUAAAUCCAUUAGAUCUUGGUUCGUCUUACGGGCGUAUGACUGUAAUAUAAAGCCCCGUCAGCUGACUUGGUCAACAAGUUGUCCCGCUCCAGAAAGUGAAAAGCGGUCAUUUAGGCGUGGACUGGAUGCGGGAUUGUGCAUGGGGGACUAUGCGUGUGUGUGCGUGACAGGCGGAAACGUGUAUAUGCACUCGACAGUUAUGUGCCUCCAGCCCGGUCGCUUCAUCUGGUCAGCGUUCAUUGUGACGGUGGUGGCUUUAUCCGUAACGAUUGAAGCCAGGCCCCAGAGGAAUCUGCAGCACAUCGCCGUGGUGGAGAAUGCCGCCUGGGAAAAGACCCUUCCGCAGCAGUUCCAGAACCCGUUCUACAAUACCCCAAGGGUAAGGGAUGCUCUGGCCAGAUCGAGUUGGUUUGGACCCGGUGAGGAUGUGGUAUAUGACCGCCAGGCUGAAAAAAUUCCCCGCAUGGAAAUCUACAAUGUGUUGUCUCAUGCUGGUUUGAUACCACGACGCCGUUUCCUUUAAAUUGUGAAUAUUUCCAUAUCACGUAUCUGCUAUAAAAUUAUGAAAAUAAAAAUCAGUCAUUAGUUUAGAAAACAUGAGUGGUAUGAUUUUG
Molecule: messenger RNA, 1677 nt
Organism: Drosophila yakuba
Lineage: Eukaryota; Metazoa; Arthropoda; Insecta; Diptera; Drosophilidae
Exons: 3
Coding region: 1203-1586 (127 amino acids)
Source: RefSeq, a predicted model, not a curated record